CACUGACUUUUCUUUCUCUCUCUUUCUCAAUUAAUGUGUACGCAGUUGCGUACUUGCAGCUACGCGCCUUGAUGAUGUGCUAUGUCUGGUUGAAACUGGACUAGAUGUUCUGAAGAAGACGGACAGACGUGUACAUAUAGUUAUCAGCUUUAAGAUAGUAUGUGGACUCAAAUCUCGGGGCUCGAGCAUUUGCACACGACACUUCUUCAUGUCCUAUUUAGAUAAAGAUGGCGGACACAACCGGCAAGGUCAUCACAUGUCAAGCUGCAGUGGCCUGGGAGGCCAAGAAACCUCUUGUUAUAGAAACUGUGGAGGUGGAGCCACCGAAGGCCGGGGAAGUCCGACUUAAGGUUCUAUUCUCGGGGGUGUGUCACACAGAUGCAUAUUUGCUGGAUGGCUUUGACCCCGAGGGGAUUUUCCCCAUCAUUAUGGGUCAUGAAGGCGGGGGCGUCGUAGAGAGUGUUGGAGAGGGAGUCACCUCAGUGAAGCCGGGUGAUCAUGUUAUACCACUGUACAUUCCUCAAUGCAAAGACUGCAAGUUCUGCAAGUCCCCGAAGACCAACCUCUGUGGCAAAAUCAGGGCGACCCAGGGUAAGGGUGUGAUGCCGGACGGAACGUCCCGAUUUAAAUGUAAAGGGAAGUCUCUGUAUCAUUUCAUGGGCUGCAGCACCUUCAGUCAAUACACGGUUGUAGCAGAGAUAUCAGUUACCAAGGUGAAUCCGUCUGCUCCCCUGGACAAGGUGUGUCUGCUGGGCUGUGGUAUCUCCACCGGAUACGGAGCAGCUCUCAACACGGCCAAGGUGGAACCUGGAUCCACGUGUGCUAUCUGGGGACUAGGGGCAGUAGGUUUGGCGGUCGCUAUGGGUUGUAGAGAGGCAGGAGCUUCACGGAUUAUCGGCAUUGACAUCAAUCCAGAUAAGUUUGAGUUAGGUAAGAAAUUUGGAUUGACGGAGGGUGUAAACCCAAAGGAUUACGACAAACCUAUCCAGGACGUCCUCGUGGGGAUGACAGACGGAGGGCUGGACUUCACAUUUGAAUGCAUUGGAAAUGUGGCUUGCAUGAGAGCAGCGCUGGAGUCGUGUCACAAGGGAUGGGGUGUUUCCACUAUAAUUGGCGUGGCAGCGUCCGGCCAGGAGAUCUCCACUCGCCCAUUCCAACUGGUCACUGGCCGUGUUUGGAAAGGCACCGCUUUUGGAGGUUGGAAGAGUCGAGACAGCGUUCCUAAGUUGGUGGAAGGUUACAUGGACAAAAAGGUCCUUGUGGACGAGUUCGUGACUCAUAACCUUAGCCUGGAACAGAUCAACGAAGCCUUUGACCUGAUGCAUGCCGGAAAAAGCUUAAGAGCGGUGGUGAAGUUAUGAAGAGUCCCAACACUUCAGCAGUCCAUGAGAGAAUUACACAGUCUGGAUUUGAUUGAGAGCAUGUGAUUGAGUCAUUAAUUUUCUGUACAUGGAAUUUGUGAAAUAUGAUAAUUUGUCUUCUUGCUAAGUAGGUUAACUGUAAUGCAAGAUGUGAUGUACAUGAUGCUAGGAUAUUUUUUUGUAUAAUGAAUUUUGACUGUGCCAUUAAAGUGCAAAAUGAACAUGA
Messenger RNA from Ostrea edulis (European flat oyster), 1587 nucleotides. Its product is annotated as alcohol dehydrogenase class-3-like. Gene Ontology annotation, biological process: formaldehyde catabolic process. Gene Ontology annotation, molecular function: S-(hydroxymethyl)glutathione dehydrogenase [NAD(P)+] activity; zinc ion binding. NCBI's taxonomy places the organism in Eukaryota, Metazoa, Mollusca, Bivalvia, Ostreida, Ostreidae. The transcript has 11 exons. Gene Ontology annotation, cellular component: cytosol. The record is from RefSeq and is a predicted model, not a curated record. Bases 228 to 1361 code for a protein of 377 amino acids.